This is a messenger RNA of Labrus bergylta (ballan wrasse), 516 nucleotides long. It is a transcript of the gene kcnmb3, whose product is annotated as potassium calcium-activated channel subfamily M regulatory beta subunit 3. Gene Ontology annotation, biological process: potassium ion transport; detection of calcium ion. NCBI's taxonomy places the organism in Eukaryota, Metazoa, Chordata, Actinopteri, Labriformes, Labridae. Gene Ontology annotation, molecular function: potassium channel regulator activity; calcium-activated potassium channel activity. Gene Ontology annotation, cellular component: voltage-gated potassium channel complex; membrane. The record is from RefSeq and is a predicted model, not a curated record.
AUGGCCUUCUCUGUGCUCAUGUUCUUUGUGGUCGGCAUCACGGUGGUCAAACCCUACAUUAACAGUAAGUGGGAGGAGGCCAGCUGUGCUGUGCUGCACUCUGAAAUCCUGGAGGAGUGGAUGGACUGCAGAGGUGUGAGCUCUGUGCCCUGUCUCAGGGUGAAGGUUAACCUCACUGGCUCCAAUCAGACAUUUGCUCUACACUUUGACGAGGAAUCUGUCCUCCUGGCUCCUGAGUGUUUCUACAUACCUAAAUGUCUGAUGGACAGAGCGGAGCUUCAGAAGGAAGUGGAGAAAGUUAAAAACAGUCUCGACACUCAGCUUGGAAUCACGUCUUCAUGCCUAACUGACCCCACAAGGCACCCCAGGGACGCCAUCUUGAAGAGGAAGUACACUUAUAAGAAGACUUUGUUCGCGCUGCUUUGGCCGUGUCUGAUGCUGGGGGCCGGGGCUCUACUGGUGGGCCUGGUGAAGCUGACUCAGUACUUAGCACGUUUCCUCUGGGAUAUGCAGUGA